Exophiala xenobiotica is the source of this 790-nucleotide messenger RNA. RefSeq lists its product as uncharacterized. The record is from RefSeq and is a predicted model, not a curated record. Gene Ontology annotation, molecular function: hydrolase activity. The transcript has a single exon. Lineage: Eukaryota; Fungi; Ascomycota; Eurotiomycetes; Chaetothyriales; Herpotrichiellaceae. Bases 5 to 790 code for a protein of 261 amino acids.
CACAAUGUCGAUUGCUCCCUGCUGUCUCAAAGGUUUCGAGUGGGCCGGCACUUCCACAGGGCGGGUCGAGAAACUUGCCAACAACGCCGCGUACGUCGCUGGCGACAAUCCUGAUGCAGCCGUCUUGAUAGUCCACGAUCUCUUGGGCUGGACAUAUCCCAACGUGCGUCUCCUGGCGGACCACUAUGCAAAAGAGGCAGACGUCACAGUCUACGUGCCCGAUUUCUUCGGAGGCGAAGUGGUGGACUUCGAAGCCGUCGAUAACGAGCAGUGGGACAAAAUCGACCUACAAGGCAUGAUGCAGAGAAACAGUCGUCAGAUUCGUGAGCCCGAGAUCUUUGGAUGUGCCCGAGCACUUCGAUCACAGUACAAAACGCUCGGGGCGAUUGGCUUCUGCUGGGGAGGUUGGGCCGUUUUCCGCCUCGGAGCAAAAGAGCAUCAACCACCUUUGGUCGAUUGCAUCUCGGUAGGUCAUCCGAGCUUGUUGACGAAGGAGGAUAUCGGUGAUGUCGCGGUCCCCGUUCAGAUGCUUGCUCCGGAGAUCGACCCGGUCUACACGCCAGAGCUGAAGAUGCAUACCUUCGAGACGCUCCAAAAGGUCUCCGUGCCGUUCGACUACCAGCACUUCCCCGGCGUGGCGCAUGGUUGCCUCGUCCGUGGAGAUGCCAGAAAAGCGGGAGAACGGGAUGCCAUGGUCAGAGGGAAGAAUGCUGCGGUCGCUUGGUUCCGGCAAUUUUUGCACGAUGCAUAUGUGUGCUCGAAACAGCUGGAGCAACACAACAAUCACUAA